This is a messenger RNA of Trypanosoma rangeli, 519 nucleotides long. RefSeq lists its product as uncharacterized. Lineage: Eukaryota; Euglenozoa; Kinetoplastea; Trypanosomatida; Trypanosomatidae. The record is from RefSeq and is a predicted model, not a curated record. Bases 1 to 519 code for a protein of 172 amino acids. The transcript has a single exon.
AUGAGUUGGCGCACGUACUUUUUGGGGGGCGGCGAAGCCGGUGCGGGGUGGGGUGGGGUGGGGUGGGGGGGGGCAGGGAACGACGUGACGCUGACGAACGUUUUUCUGUACAGCCGGCUGCUGGACGCCACGGAGCUGAAGGCGCUCGUCGAGGAGAAGCUCGCCCCUCCGGUGACGACAGAAGCGCCGUCGACCACGGCCCCUCCGCAGGUCACGCGCGGCAGCUCCGUGCAUGGGUGUGUGGCUGCCUGUUUCUCUUCUGAGCGGAAGGGAACAACAGGGAAGGAGGUGGACCCGCGCUGGAAACCGCGCCAACUUCUUUUUGCUCGUGAUUUUCUUUGUUUUGGGAGCCCCGUUUUCCUUCUUUUUUUUUUGCUUUUUUGCUGUGCACACACCCUCCCGUUGGGAGGCGGGCUCCUCCUCCACACACGCCGAAGAGGGCCGCCGCGCUGCAGCGAUGAGGCGUCCACCAGGCGGGGCAGCACCGCUGCGCAGAAGGCCCCCAUUAAAUGCAACUGA